AUGUUACGAUUCUUUCAGAUGACCUGGACGACAGCUUUGUAUUUUUUGGUAUUUCUUUCUUUUGGAAAUUCAAUGCCUCAAAAAUCAAAGCCAUUUUGGUUAUCAGCAGAUAUAAAUAGUAUUGAAUGGCAGGAAGGAUGCUUGACUACAGUUCUGUGCUCUCAUCCGAGGUUUCAGCUUCUCAAAGAUCUCCUACCAAUUUCUGAACGUGCAUCUAUAAGUUGGCCAGUCACUGAACAAUUUCUAGAGCACACAGUUGCUCCGUUUGUCUCAUAUUGGCCAUCAGGACGGAUAGAAGAUGUAUCAUUGUCGGCACAAGUAGUUGGAGUAGACACAACUUAUGGAUUCCCAAGAACUUGCGACCAGACGCCUGCUGUUAGAAUAUUUCCAGUGGAUCUUUAUGAGCUGGCUCCCGAGUCGGCAGAAAAUAAAACGAUUCAUCUGAAGGCGAAAUGUUUUGAAGCAACGAUUACUGUCACGAAGCAUGUGGAAAGGUGUCCAUGGUGUCCGGAUCCGCAAGAGAUUUUAAUUUCAAAUGAGAUUCCACAACAGAUAAACCUGCAACAAUCGGCUCUAGAAUCUGGAAUUCAUUCAUUUGUUGGCAUUUUCUACAAAUCAUCAACUUCCGAAUCUCUUCAAGUUGGAAUUUGUUUGCUUGCAGCUUUGGCCUUUUUUGCUAGUCUAGCUUUUAUCAUUAUGCUUUCAGUUUACCUGAAAUCCAAAAAAUCAUCUCGAAGAAAUGUUAGUGUAAACGUUCAGCCACGUCUCAUUCCAUAUAACAGCCGUUGCGACGAUUAUGACACACGAUACGAUAUGCCUUGGGAUCAACAACGUCCACUGACAUAUUGGAUGUCAAAAUCUACAGUAACCUCUCCAAACUCUUUACGUUCAGAAGCUUAUCAAACGUACCGUAUUCCUCCACCACCGAAUUUUGCUCCACCUGUAUAGUCUCACUAAACUUUUUUCAAACUCAUUGAUCAAUUCGGGUCCCCUCUUGCACAUUCUCUGAAGAUCCUCAACCGGUUAUAUUACAUUUAUGGCAUUUUUACUUUGUUUAAUAAACUUUAUUGACAGUC
Messenger RNA from Caenorhabditis elegans, 1076 nucleotides. RefSeq lists its product as uncharacterized. The record is from RefSeq and is marked reviewed. The transcript has 5 exons. Bases 1 to 948 code for a protein of 315 amino acids. Lineage: Eukaryota; Metazoa; Nematoda; Chromadorea; Rhabditida; Rhabditidae.